This is a messenger RNA of Cygnus olor (mute swan), 2378 nucleotides long. It is a transcript of the gene GSKIP, whose product is annotated as GSK3B interacting protein. Gene Ontology annotation, biological process: regulation of canonical Wnt signaling pathway. Bases 1 to 648 code for a protein of 215 amino acids. Lineage: Eukaryota; Metazoa; Chordata; Aves; Anseriformes; Anatidae. Gene Ontology annotation, molecular function: protein kinase A binding; kinase regulator activity. The transcript has 3 exons. The record is from RefSeq and is a predicted model, not a curated record. Gene Ontology annotation, cellular component: cytoplasm.
AUGCGGGCUGCUUGUUUGUCGCUUUCCUUCCCGCUUGCCCCCCCCGCUCUGCCGAUCGCCGUGCCCAGCCCCCUGACGUCCGCGAGGAAAUGGCGUCCCCAGCGGAGGAGGCGGGGGCGGAAGCGGCCGCGGGAGGCGGUGGAGCCGGGGCCGGGGCAGGCUCUGGCUGUGCGGGGAGCGGCCCCGGGGCGAGCGGGGCGAUCGCUCUUCGGUGCCGGGCACCCGCACCGAAUGGAGACUGACUGCAAUCCUAUGGAGUCGCCCAGUAAUACGGGAUUUGAAGAGGAUUCUGAUUAUAGAGACUUUGAAGGAACAGAUGUGAAAGAUAUGAGACUAGAAGCUGAAGCUGUUGUGAAUGAUGUUCUUUUUGCUGUCAGCAACAUGUUUGUCUCAAAAACCCUUCCAUGUGCAGAGGAUGUGGCGUAUAUCAAUGUGGAAACCAGGGAAAGGAACAGGUACUGCCUGGAGCUCACUGAAGCAGGACUCAGGGUAGUAGCUUAUGAUUUUGAUCAGACUGAUGACAGUUUGCAGACACCGUACCACGAAACUGUCUACUCCUUAUUGGACUCUCUCAGCCCUGCAUAUCGAGAGGUGUUUGGAAAUGCAUUACUACAAAGACUAGAAGCUUUGAAGAAAGAUCAGUCGUGAUUUACCCUGAAGUGAAGAUGUAAUAUUAGAAGGAAUUCUUAAUAUGAGGCACUGCAGUCUUUCUUACAAACACAGCCACAAACAUCUUAAGCUUAAUUUCUUGCAUUAACAUCUACUGCAUACUAGUACUGAUCUAUAGCAUUUUGCUUCAGAGGAUUUGUGUAUAUCACAGUGCUAUUGAUAAAUUGUAAAACUACUAAACUUAUUUUUUCUUUUUGUUGAAGGUAAGCAAGUAACUUGCUUCUCACAACAUUUAAAAAAAUUUGGUCUCUUUUCAAAGUGUUACUAUCCAAAACUCGAAAACACGUAGAGACUGAAUAUUACAGAGGCAAGUAGUAAUAUUUUUUUUUUUUUGGUGUAUACUUACUGAUCAUUGUCAUAUAUGCUUUUUAAAAUAGAAGUUAACUGUCUAAUUAACAUCUAGUAGUUGAAAUUGAUUGAGUAGAACAGGCAAUUAAGUUCUGUUUUAAACUGAAAGUUACUUUUUUUGAUUUGCUGUGCAUAAAUCUGAAAACUUUAAGCUUCAGUAGCAAGAAAGAUGGCUCUUGAACAGUUGAGUGUUGAUUAUAUAAUAACAGCAUCUGAGUUAAAAGGAAAGCUCAGUAUUGUUUGAUCUGUCCGUGUCUGUGGCAACCAACAAACUCCAAAGAGUGAAUGAGAUGUACUGCUACUAUAUGAAUGUACUGUCUGAAUCACAAAUGAGCUAAGCACAGAAGUAAAUUCGGAUGUAACAGGCUACAUUCCCUAAAGAUGAUGUUAUGUAUGAUAUAUAUGUAUGUAUGCUAUAUUGUAACUGUUUGGGAGGCUUGAAAGACAUUUUAGCCUGUUUACUGUUCUGAAUGUCUGUUUACAUGAUGUACAGGAUAUACCCAAGAGUAUUUUUGCUUCAGCCUUUACUUUCUAUAAUACAGUACUUUGGUACUCCUGUUUUUCAACUUUUCUCCCUCAAUUGUACAGCAUCCUCUCCUAAUGAAUAAUGAGUAAGCUCUGUAAUGUUACUUGCAUUGUAUUGGUUUGAAACCAAAGGUUGUAUGAAAUUUGCUAAGGCUAAUACAAGCUGGAAGACGUAACUUGUAUUUUCUACUUUAAAAAUGGUACAAAUCUCUUUAUAAAUUUAUUGUAUUGCUGUAACUUUUCAAGUACGUAUUGAAUGGUAGACUUUUUUUAAAAAAAUACUGUUGGCUAGAAAUACUAGAACUUCUAAACUAGCAUUUUGUGACUGUCAUACUUUUUGUAUUCUUGUAUUAUUCAGUAUUUGUGCAUCUUUAUUUAUUCUGCCAUGUUUAGGUGCUAAGUAUAUGCAGUAGCUUUCUUGGAGUCACACUUAUGAAUACAUCAGUUCCAGUGAUUUCAGUAGACCUAUAUUGACUUACACCUGCUGAGGAAUAAUCUAAUGGGAGAGGCCGCGUAGAGCUUUUAUAAUAGCUUUGGGGUAGUGAUGUUAUAACUAUGACUGAUGAGACAACUGCAGUCAGUGCUUCUGUUUUCUAGAGCUUGAUUUCUUUAUCUUGUUAGGUUGACACUUGGGAUGUUAAUCCUUUGCUCCAGGGUAUGAAUCUAUGCUCUAAAAAUUGUUCAUAGGCUCUCUUUUGCACACAGGUCUGUGGCACAUGGUUAGUCCUCUGUGAGGAGAAUGUACUUUACCAAAUUUAUAUUUGAAUAUUUUCCCUUGCAAUUAAUUUACUUGUUCUAUUUAAAUGACUAAAGCAUUAAACAAAUGCACCCACCAA